Messenger RNA from Neomonachus schauinslandi (Hawaiian monk seal), 1203 nucleotides. It is a transcript of the gene CFAP410, whose product is annotated as cilia and flagella associated protein 410. Gene Ontology annotation, molecular function: protein binding. The transcript has 8 exons. Lineage: Eukaryota; Metazoa; Chordata; Mammalia; Carnivora; Phocidae. The record is from RefSeq and is a predicted model, not a curated record. The coding region runs from base 87 to 860 and encodes 257 amino acids. Gene Ontology annotation, biological process: cytoskeleton organization.
CCGCGGAGCCGAGACCCUCCCGGCUAGCGGGCGGUGGGUCCGGGGAAGGGCCGGGCCGGGGUUUGGGUUCCCGGCGGCCCUCCGCCAUGAAGCUGACUCGGAAGAUGGUCCUGUCCCGGGCCAAGGCCUCGGAGCUGCACAGCGUGCGGAAGCUCAACUGCUGGGGCAGCCGCCUCACAGAUGUCUCCAUCUGCCGGGAGAUGCCCAGCCUGGAGGUGAUCACCCUCAGCGUCAACAGCGUCUCUACCCUGGAGCCCGUGAGCCAGUGCCAGCAGCUGAGCGAGCUCUACCUGCGGAAGAAUCGCAUCCCCAGCCUGGCGGAGCUUUUCUACCUGAAGGGCCUGCCGCGCCUGCGCGUGCUCUGGCUGGCAGAGAACCCUUGCUGCGGUCCCGACCCCCACCGCUACCGCAUGACCGUCCUGCGCAACCUGCCCCACCUGCAGAAGCUGGACAACCAGGCCGUGACCGAGGAGGAGCUGUCCCGUGCGCUGAUGGAGGGGGAGGAGGUCACGGCCCCCAGCGGACAGGGCACGGGGAACGGCGGCGGGCCUGCGCUGUCCUACGCCCUGAGCGCCACGGACACCACUGCUGAGACCCGGCAGGACACGCUGGGCUGUGGCCAGGAGGAGACGAGUGGGGCUCAGAGCCAGCUCAGCCUGAAGCCGCCGUCCCGGGACCGGUUUCCUUCCUUCUCACAGAGGGACGCCACGAGCAGUCGCAAGAACAGGAACAAUGUGCUGACCGCCGUCCUGCUGCUCCUGAGGGAGCUGGACCCCGAGGGGCUGGAGACCGUGCACCAGGCCGUGGCCAGCCGGCUCCAGGCCCUGCACAAGCAGCACCUGCAGGAGGACAUGGAGUGACCAUCAGUCGGAAACCCGAGCUGCCACACCUUCCUCCCGCAACCCCGUGCUCAAGCACCUGGGAGACGUGGGGUCCCUUCCGUGGCCACGGCCCCUACUGGACCCCAGCUGAGUCCCAGCAUGCGGGCUGUGUCCCAGGAAGCUCAGGCCUGCCUGGGGAAGCCAAGCCCUCGGUGUGGAUGGCGCCCCAGCGAGAGCAGGAAGGGCGUAAGGCACUGUGCCGGGUGCCCUCCCUGCCCGGGGGCCAGGUGCACGCCGGCCUGCGUGGGGGGCCCACCUGGACUUGGCUCUUCCUGAGGGGGGCAUGGCUGCCACUGUCCCUAAUAAAUAUCUUACCAAAGUC